AUGUCAAUUGACGACAAAGAGAAUCCGGAAGUCGUUGACGCCGCGCUCGGAAACAACGAUGAUGUCGACAAGAAAGGAACCGCGGCCGACCGCGCCGACAUGUACCGCAUGGGCAAGACUCAGGAAAUGAGGAGAAACUUUCGCUUCCUGUCCAUAUUUGGCUUUUCCAUGAUUCUUAUGGCCUCGUGGGAGUUCUCUCUAAGUGUCUCUACCAUCGGACUUGUGAACGGCGGCACUGCCGGCCUCAUCUGGAUGUUCUUUGUCUGCUGGAUCGGCUUCCUCCUGGUUAACACUACAAUGGCUGAAAUGGCUUCAAUGGCUCCCACAACUGGCGGCCAAUACCACUGGGUAUCCGAAUUCGCCCCGCCGCAAUACCAAAAGUUCAUCAGCUACCUCAUGGGAUGGAUGUGUGUGCUCGGCUGGCAGACUUCGUGUGCCUCGUCGGCCUUUAUUGCCGGCACGCAGAUCCAAGGCCUCGUUGUGCUCAACUACCCCGACUACGUGCCUAAGCCCUGGCACGGCACCCUCAUCACCAUCGCUGUUGCUGCAUUCUCCGUGCUAUUUAAUACCUUCCUGGCAAGAAAGCUGCCCAUUAUCGAGUCUCUCAUCCUUGUUAUUCACGUCUUUGCCUUCUUUGGCAUUCUCGUCACUCUCUGGGUUCUUUCACCGAGGGCAGAUGCCAAGGCCGUCUUUACUGAGUUUAGCGAUGGCGGAGGCUGGGGCAGUCUUGGAGGUUCAGCUCUCGUGGGAAUACUCGCCGGUAUUCUGCCUCUUCUGGGCGCAGAUGCUGCUGUGCACAUGUCUGAGGAACUGCGUGAUGCUGGUCGUUCACUGCCGCAGUCCAUGAUUUUGACCACUGUCUUCAACGGCGCCUUUGGAUGGAUCAUGGUGAUCACCUUUUGCUUCUGCUUGGGGGAUCUUGGAGAAGUGAUUACGUCUCCGACCGGCUAUCCGUUCAUGCAGGUAUUCUACAACUCGACACAAUCGACGAGCAGUGCAACUGCAAUGUCAGUCUUUAUUGUGGCCAUGACGGUCUUUUCCAACUUGACCAUGGUGGCUACUUCGUCACGUCAGCUCUAUGCAUUUGCACGAGACCAGGCAGUUCCCUUUAGCCCAUGGUUCUCCAAAAUUAGAGAAGGAUGGGAUGUGCCCCUCAAUGCCAUUAUCACGACGUUCCUUGUUUCCGCUCUACUCUCCCUUAUCAACAUCGGCUCGGCUGUAGCCUUGAACUCCAUCACCUCUUUGGCAACUGUAUCGCUCUUGUCCAGCUACAUCGUUUCGACCGGCUGCAUGAUCUGGCGACGAUGGACAAAUAGUCCGCUUCUGCCGUCCAAGUUCAGCCUCGGCCGAUGGGGCCUUGCAAUCAACAUUGCUUCCGAAGCCUUCCUCGUGCUCAUUUUUGUCUUGUCAUUUAUGCCUGGCAAUCCCAAUCCGACAGCGGCUCAGAUGAACUGGAACAUUGUCAUUUACGGCGGCGUUACCAUUUUCUCUUUGGCAUACUACUUUUUCCGUGGAAAUCGCCGUUAUGACGGCCCGGUUACUUAUGUCAGGACGCUUGAUCAGUAUGAAGCACGGGAUCGGUUUGAAGGUAAAUAG
Molecule: messenger RNA, 1596 nt
Organism: Trichoderma gamsii
Lineage: Eukaryota; Fungi; Ascomycota; Sordariomycetes; Hypocreales; Hypocreaceae
Exons: 4
Coding region: 1-1596 (531 amino acids)
Biological process (GO): transmembrane transport
Cellular component (GO): membrane
Molecular function (GO): transmembrane transporter activity
Source: RefSeq, a predicted model, not a curated record